This is a messenger RNA of Arabis nemorensis, 357 nucleotides long. NCBI's taxonomy places the organism in Eukaryota, Viridiplantae, Streptophyta, Magnoliopsida, Brassicales, Brassicaceae. The record is from the annotation of a GenBank genome assembly.
AUGAAGGCUUCAAAUCCCGAAGAAACGAUGUAUCAGUUCGAGAUCAACGCCGGAGGUUCCUGCUGGAAAUUGUCGGAAUCUACUAUUACUUGUCGCUCAAGCAACCUCAUGACCGAGCGAGCACGAGUGAUAAUUCCUAUCAACUUCCCCCAAGAACUAAGCUUGAAGAUCCUGUUAGCUGCCGCAGAUAACAAACUAACGUUGAUAUCGGCGACGAAGGAAGCGAUUUACGUUUAUGCCCUCGGGAAUAUAGUCGCCGAUCCCAAGUGGGUUCUAGUGAGGCAGAUCGGAAAAGGAGUGGUGGACGAAACGGAGCUCAAGUAUUGGAGCGUGCCGGCUUACGAUGGGAAGGCUUAG